Messenger RNA from Zophobas morio, 1401 nucleotides. RefSeq lists its product as uncharacterized. NCBI's taxonomy places the organism in Eukaryota, Metazoa, Arthropoda, Insecta, Coleoptera, Tenebrionidae. The coding region runs from base 1 to 1401 and encodes 466 amino acids. The record is from RefSeq and is a predicted model, not a curated record. The transcript is spliced from 5 exons.
AUGGGCCCAAAGGCGAGGCCUAAGUGCCGGCUGGCUACGGUCAGCCCCCAUAAAUUAAGAAUCCAGAAUCCAGAAGAUGCCUACGUAUGGCAAAAAUCAGGGAGUUUCCACCUUCUGCAUUACUCAAGUACAUUCAAGCAGUUGGGUGGUUUGACGAGUAGAAGAGCGGGAAAACACCCUGAUAUGGACUUGGGGAAGGUGUGUUUUUAUAUUCAUCGGUUCCAAAUUAUUGAGCUUAAUUCCUACAUUACAUUAGAGAUGGAUUUUAAAACUAAUAUGAAGUCGUGGAUGGAAAAAUUACUAAAAAAUGAGAAUAUUGAUAAUUUAGAUGUGGCUAUAUUAGGAAAUUCAGAAAAAGGCGAUGGUUAUAUGGGAGAUAUCGUGUUUGCUGAAGUAAAGGGUACCACGACAGAAGGAAUCUGUAAGAAAUAUAAUAUUGCUCUAAAAUGCUCCAAAAGUAGUCCGUCUCUCAGAGAAAAAUCGUCAGUGAAAGAAGCUUUUCUCAACGAAAUUUACUUCUACGAUGUUAUUUUCCCCAGUUUCAAGAAAUUUCAGCAAGACAGGAAAAUUGAUAAACUAUUUGAAAAUGUACCGAUAUGCUAUGGUACUUUGAGCAAUGGUAAUAUGGAAGUUCUGGCCUUAGAAAACCUAAAAAGUAAAGGUUACAUUUUAUGGAAUAAAGCGAAACCUUUAACUAGAAAACAUAUUGAUAUGAUCGUCGCAGAAUAUGGAAAAUUUCACGCAAUUUCAAUAGCCAUGAAAGAUCAAGAGCCCAGAGCUUUCCAAAAAUUGAUAGAUGGUAUAGAAAACAUGUUUAAAAAAUUCCAGGAAACUUGUGAUAUAGUUAAUGUUUAUGAACGAAUUUUUGAUGAAAUUUAUAACUUGUUGAAAAAUGAAUUGGACGAAGAUAUAUUGGACAAAUGGCAAGGUUUCAAACUACAACUGCGAACUUUUUUGUUUCAAAUUAGUGAGCACGUGGAAGGAGAAAAUGUGAUUCUUCAUGGUGAUUGUUGGAAUAACAAUUUUAUGCAUUACCACAAGAACGAUCAACCGUCUACAUUUGCCAUUUUAGACUGGCAAUUGAUAAGAUAUUCAUCCCCUGUUUUCGAUUUGUCGUACCUUCUGUUUGCUUGUUUAUCAGAAGAGGACAUAUAUGAUAUGGAACAAAUUAAAAAACAUUACCAUGAGUCCUUGUUGGAGCACUUGGAAAAAUUGGGUUCAUGUACUUCCUUGUAUCCAAUUUGUUUGGCAGAAACCAACGAAAUUCCUGAUGUGGGUGAAGCAGCUGACAAAGGAGACGAUAUUGCUACAGGGUUUGGACAACCUAUUAAGAAUACCACGGAUUACAAAAAAAGAAUGAAGUAUAUCAUUAAAUAUGCCGCAGAAAAUAAUUUAAUUUAA